This is a messenger RNA of Megalops cyprinoides (Indo-Pacific tarpon), 2832 nucleotides long. Its product is annotated as ankyrin repeat and SOCS box protein 2-like. The transcript is spliced from 11 exons. Gene Ontology annotation, biological process: intracellular signal transduction. Bases 183 to 2231 code for a protein of 682 amino acids. NCBI's taxonomy places the organism in Eukaryota, Metazoa, Chordata, Actinopteri, Elopiformes, Megalopidae. Gene Ontology annotation, molecular function: protein binding. Gene Ontology annotation, cellular component: nucleus; cytoplasm. The record is from RefSeq and is a predicted model, not a curated record.
AGAGACAGAGCCCAGGGGACUGUCAGAGCAGAGGAUUGCCGACAGGAGUCACAGUCAAAGAGAAGUGUUAACAGCUCUGGCUACUGAUGAAAACAUAGCAGCUUGUCUCUUCAGUCUAAAACAACAGAUUUAGCAAGGAAAGAGGGGAAAUAGUAUCCCAGUAAAGAGCCAUCAAAGCCAAAAUGGCGGCUGCCAGUGUUUCCACGGUUUCCACGGGCCCGACACUGGGGUUCGAUGACUACAGCCUUUACAGCGGCCUGACGGAGAAUGAGCUCAUCGAGCUGGCCAUCGAGCGCAGUCUGGCCGAGUCCAACGCCCAGGGGUCUAAUGCCCAGGCGGGGAGCAGCAAAACCCCCGCGGCCCAGAUGCAUCAGAACCGAGCCAUCAGACGCGCCCCUCCUCCACGGCAACAGCACGUUCCCCCACCCGCCAACCCACCCAGGGAAAACACCCCUGUGAAAAUUGAAAAUAUCGAGGCCCAUUUUGUGACUGGCAGUGGGAAACGAAUGGUACGGUAUCGGCGAUACGACGGUAGCCUGCAGGUGGCGCCAGAGCCUCUUGAGGAAGCGGACCCCUUGCUCAAAGCAAUCUGGGACGGUGAUGUAGGGACAGUGAGAGUAUUGGUCAAGCAUAAUUCCAAAAGUCUGACAGCAUCAUACAGGGACGGGUGGAUAGCGUUGCAUGAGGCAGCAUACUACGGCCAGCUGGACUGCCUCAAAGUUCUGCUGAAAGCCCAACCAGGGAUGCUGAACAAGCGCAGCCAAAAAGACCAGACCCCCCUUUUCCUGGCUGUGUCCAAGAACCAUGUGGCCUGCGUGGAACACCUGCUGGAGACAGGGGCGGACCCCGACAUUGCCAGCAGGGACAGAGAGACGCCCCUCUUCAAAGCCUGUGAACGAGAGAAUGCAGCCAACGUGGCCUUACUUCUGAACUCCGGGGCCCAGGUGAACAAGACCUGCACCCAGGGCUGGACGGCUCUGCACGAGGCCGUGUGCCGAAACAACGUGGAGAUCUGUGAGAUGCUGCUGAAGGCCGGGGCCAAAAUCAGCAUUGUCAACAUAUAUGGCAUCACCCCGCUCUUUGUGGCAGCUCAGAGCGGACGAGCGGAGGCCUUGCGCUUCCUCAUCAAAAAUGGCGCGGAUGUCAACAGCCAGGCGAACGACGGGGCCACAGCUCUGUAUGAGGCCAGUAAGAACGGCCACGAGGAGAUCGUGGAGCUCCUUCUUUCUCAGAAUGCAGACGCCAACAAGGCGGCCAAGUCCGGACUGCUGCCCCUGCAUAUCGCUGCCCAGCGUGGGAAUGAAGGACAAAAGCUGUUCUUGGAUAUGAACCAUGCUCUCUGUACUCAGAAGUCUGUUAAAAUCGUGUCCAUGCUGAUCCCCAAAACCAGCAGGGCCCGUGUGCGGCGAAGCGGCAUCAGCCCCCUCCACCUGGCAGCUGAGCGCAACAAGGAUGAGGUCCUGGAGCUCCUGAUUGAAGCAGGCUUUGAUGUCAACGCCACGCUCUCCUAUGACCACUCCAAGAUGUAUGAGGACCGCCGAAGCACGGCUCUCUACUUCGCCGUCAUCAACAACAACAUCGACGCCACCACCAUGCUGCUGGAGGCCGGCGCCGACCCCAACCUGGACACCUUCAACCCACUGCUGGUGGCCGUGAGGCAGGGCUGCAUCCGGACGGUCACCCUCCUGAUGGAGCACGGCGCCAACGUCAACGCCUACAUCCCCACCCACCCCACAUCCUUCCCUGCCACUGUCAUGUUCUGCAUGAAGUACCUGCCCCUGCUCAAGUAUCUGAUGGACAACGGCUGCGACGCCCUGUCCUGCUUCCAGUGUGUGUACGGCAGCAACCCGCACCCGCCCAUCAAGACAACCCGCAACAGGGACGAGCGGUUUGACAGUGAACGCCCCCCCAGCACUCCUGUACAGUUUUGCGAGAUGAUCUCUACAGAUCAUAACUGUCGCUGGGCUGGACCCAUCAUCGACGUGCUGCUGGACUACGUGGGCAACGUGCAGCUCUGUGCCAGACUCAUCGAGCAUCUGGACAGUUACAAGGACUGGGCUGUCAUCAAGGAGAAAGCAGAGCUGCCACGCCCACUGAUGCAGCUCUGUAGGAUAAAGAUCUGCAGUAUGAUAGGAAUUGGGAGACCCAGGCGCCUCGAGAGAUUGCCCCUCCCAGAACGGCUAAUCAAGUACCUGAAACACGAGGAGCGCUACAGGGACAAUGACCUUUGAGAGGGCUGAUCGUUGAUUGAUUUGUAAGUCUGGGCUCAUUUUGUACAGAUUCCUUGGCACGUCUCCCAGGUUCCUCACAGAAAAUAUUGUCUUGUGUCUAAAUGCCUCUGCUCUCAAAAUCUUCAUAAUGUUAUGGUAUAAAAUAGUACAGGAGAUCCUCACCAUUGGUGGAUUUUCCAUGCAUAUUUUCACCAAUAUGCACCAGGCAGCAUGUCCAUGUCCAUGUAAAACAGUAGUGACUCUUAAGAGUUUUUUUGUUCUCAGCUAUGAGUUUGUGAUGCUUCCAUGCCCAGGGGAUGACUGUACUCUUGCAAGCAGUUAACACAAAUGCAGUAUGUGUGGGGGUUGCAUUUUGAUACAUGGAUAUUUCCAAAAAUAAGAAGCUAACUGCUCAUUUGUGUGCCAGCUGCUGAAUGAUCCAUUCAACUUGAUACGCUAUGCUUUAUUCCUUUUAUCAGAAAUCUUGUUAAUUUGCAGAUUAGUGAAAAGAACCUGUUUAGGCCUGCUUUCUGGUUGCCCCAUUUCCCAAUUCAUAUUUAUUUUAUUUUAUGAAAUCUUCAUGAAUCAUGUGAAAUUUCUCUUUAUGUUGUUAAAAAUUGUC